This is a messenger RNA of Coregonus sp. 'balchen', 7270 nucleotides long. The record is from the annotation of a GenBank genome assembly. NCBI's taxonomy places the organism in Eukaryota, Metazoa, Chordata, Actinopteri, Salmoniformes, Salmonidae.
AUGGAGACCCUGCUAGUUUACCUGAUGGUCCUUGGCAUGGCUAUAAAAGGCCACAAGGUCCAGGUGUGCCCAAAACGCUGUGUCUGCCAGAUGCUCAACCCCAACCUUGCAACCCUCUGCGACAAGAAGGGCCUCCUCUUCAUCCCGCCCAACAUCGACCGUCACACCGUGGAGAUGCGUCUGGGCGACAACUUCGUCACGAGCAUCAAACAGCGGGACUUCGCCAACAUGACCAAGCUGCAGGACCUGACGUUGUCUCGGAACACCAUCGGCUCCAUCUCACCUCACGCCUUUAAAGAUCUGGAGAACCUUAGAGCCUUGCAUCUGGACAGCAACCGUUUGACGAGGCUCACCAACGACACCUUCAGUGGGAUGUCCAAGCUCCAACAUCUCAUCCUCAACAACAACCAGCUGAUUCACAUCCACAUCGGGGCCUUCAAUGAUCUCACGGCUCUAGAGGAGUUAGAUCUGUCCUACAACAACUUAGAAAGCGCCCCCUGGGUGGCCAUCCAGAGAAUGACCAGCCUCCACACCCUGGGCUUGGACCACAACAUGCUUAGCUACAUCCCUGAGGGAACCUUCUCCGGCCUGCAGAAGCUCAAACGCCUUGACGUCACAUCCAACAAGCUCCAGAAGCUUCCGCCCGACCCAGUGUUCCAACGGGCCGGCGUCUUGGCCACGUCAGGGAGCAUGGGUCCAUCGUCAUUUGCGUUGAGUUUUGGUGGGAACCCACUGAGGUGUAACUGUGAGCUGCUGUGGCUGAGGAGGCUGAGGAGGGAAGAUGAUCUGGAGACAUGUGCGGCUCCGCAGCACCUGGCUGGGCGGUACUUCUGGACCGUGUCUGAAGAAGAGUUCCUCUGUGAGCCCCCUCUCAUCACCAGACACUCCCAGGUAAGGCUGAGAAAAUAGGGUCACAACACAUCAUUGGUAAAUAGUAUUGCGAUAACCCAGUGAAAACAGUAUCAUGAUAACUGACAAAAAAUGCAUUAUCAUGCAUAUCACUGAACACACCUUUUGUUUUAUAGCAUGAUAAUUCAUAGAAUAUUGAUCAAGUCAUCCCUUUCCAAGACAACCGCUUUUAUUGCAAUGAUUGCCUAACAUUGAUUAUCGUGCUAUUGCAAAUCAUGAUAACUGCUUUUAUCGUGAUAAUUCAAUAAUUAUCACAGUAAGUAACAUCGUUUACCCUAACACCAUAUAGGAGCUGCGAGCAUUGGAGGGUCAGAGUGUAGCUCUGCGCUGUAAGGCCAGGGGCGACCCAGACCCCAUCAUCCACUGGAUCGCCCCAGACGGCCGGCUCAUGUCCAACUCCUCCCGGGCUGCGGUGCACAGUGAUGGGACCCUGGACAUCCUCAUCAGCACUGUGAAGGACUCAGGUGGGUGUCAUUGAAAUAAAUGUAUGUUAUGGUGAUUAUGUUAAGUGUUUCUGUUUGUAUGCUGUGGGUUUUAAUAGCCGCUGAGGCUGAUUUUUCAGACCAUUUAAUCAGAAUCAAAAUUAUCCUUUGAUGAACGCUGUUCUCUUGUUACAUUUAGUUUCCCCCUUCAUUUGAAAAUAAAAUAAAUGUUCUUUAUCGCUCCAUCAGGCUCCUUCACCUGUGUUGCCUCCAACCCGGCCGGGGAGGCCCAACAAACUGUUGACCUGGUGAUCGCCAAACUCCCACACAUUACCAACAGUACUGUGGAGAAGGAACCGGACCCAGGUUCUUCUGAUAUCGCCACGGUAACGAGGACGGGUGGUGGUGGGGAAGGCAGAGAAGUGGUGCCACUGGGAAACACAGAGACGAGCCAGGAGAAGAAGGUGGUGAUUGCUGAGGCCACGUCUACCUCCGCCCUGGUCAGGUUCAACUUCCAGAGGAGUAUACCGGGCAUCCGAAUGUUCCAGAUCCAAUACAACGGUACCUACGAUGACUCUCUGGUUUACAGGUGAGCCUUGGCUUAUAUAGGCAGUGGCGUGUAUUAAUGGAUGCCAAGGGAAGCCAGGCUUCCCCAAAAAAAAUUACCAAGAAGAAAGACAAUAAUUUAUCUUUCAUCUCUCUGUUUCAUAAUUUUCCUUCAAUUCGCAAGAGGCUUAAUGUAUCUCACCAGAGAAAAAGCAUCUGAGUGAGCGAAACAGGGCCCCUCUGUCUCAGUAUGUGUAGGCCAUCUAUCUGAUUCUGUCUGUUCAAAAAGAAUAUUACAUUGUUGCCGCCCGUAGCAUUGAAUGCAAGGAAAGCCAGUGAACAUUUGGCCAAUCAAUGUUGAGCUGAACUGAGUGAGCUCAACUGUGAAUGGUCCUGGCGCACCCAAAAAAAAGUGUAAAGGGAAGCCAGUUUGGAUUUGGCUUCACACCAAUCACAAGCCAAACAUCAUUAACAGAAAAAACUUGAAUUGUUGCAUCUCAUUGUGUCGUUGUCCUUCGGUGGCUAGCUAGCUACAGUGGGGAAAAAAAGUAUUUAGUCAGCCACCAAUUGUGCAAGUUCUCCCACUUAAAAAGAUGAGAGAGGCCUGUAAUUUUCAUCAUAGGUACACAUCAACUAUGACAGACAAAAUGAGGGAAAAAAAUCCAGAAAAUCACAUUGUAGGAUUUUUUAUGAAUUUAUUUGCAAAUUAUGGUGGAAAAUAAGUAUUUGGUCACCUACAAACAAGCAAGAUUUCUGGCUCUCACAGACCUGUAACUUCUUUAAGAGGCUCCUCUAUCCUCCACUCGUUACCUGUAUUAAUGGCACCUGUUUGAACUUGUUAUCAGUAUAAAAGACACCUGUCCACAACCUCAAACAGUCACACUCCAAACUCCACUAUGGCCAAGACCAAAGAGCUGUCAAAGCACACCAGAAACAAAAUUGUAGACCUGCACCAGGCUGGAAAGACUGAAUCUGCAAUAGGUAAGCAGCUUGGUUUGAAGAAAUCAACUGUGGGAGCAAUUAUUAGGAAAUGGAAGACAUACAAGACCACUGAUAAUCUCCCUCGAUCUGGGGCUCCACGCAAGAUCUCAUCCCGUGGGGUCAAAAUUAUCACAAGAACGGUGAGCAAAAAUCCCAGAACCACACGGGGGAACCUAGUGAAUGACCUGCAGAGAGCUGGGACCAAAGUAACAAAGCCUACCAUCAGUAACACACUACGCCGCCAGGGACUUAAAUCCUGCAGUGCCAGACGUGUCCCAUUGCUUAAGCCAGUACAUGUCCAGGUCCGUCUGAAGUUUGCUAGAGUGCAUUUGGAUGAUCCAGAAGAGGAUUGGGAGAAUGUCAUAUGGUCAGAUGAAACCAAAAUAGAACUUUUUGGUAAAAACUCAACUCGUCGUGUUUGGAGGACAAAGAAUGCUGAGUUGCAUCCAAAGAACACCAUACCUAUUGUGAAGCAUGGGGGUGGAAACAUCAUGUUUUGGGGCUGUUUUUCUGCAAAGGGACCAGGACGACUGAUCCGUGUAAAGGAAAGAAUGAAUGGGGCCAUGUAUCGUGAGAUUUUGAGUGAAAACCUCCUUCCAUCAGCAAGGGCAUUGAAGAUGAAACGUGGCUGGGUCUUUCAGCAUGAUAAUGAUCCCAAACACACCGCCCGGGCAACAAAGGAGUGGCUUCGUAAGAAGCAUUUCAAGCUCCUGGAGUGGCCUAGCCAAUCUCCAGAUCUCAACCCCAUAGAAAAUCUUUGGAGGGAGUUGAAAGUCUGUGUUGCCCAGCGACAGCCCCAAAACAUCAUUGCUCUAGAGGAGAUCUGCAUGGAGGAAUGGGCCAAAAUACCAGCAACAGUGUGUGAAAACCUUGUGAAGACUUACAGAAAACGUUUGACCUGUGUCAUUGCCAACAAAGGGUAUAUAACAAAGUAUUGAGAAACUUUUGUUAUUGACCAAAUACUUAUUUUCCACCAUAAUUUGCAAAUAAAUUCAUUAAAAAUCCUACAAUGUGAUUUUCAGGAUUUUUUUUCCUCAUUUUGUCUGUCAUAGUUGACGUGUACCUAUGAUGAAAAUUACAGGCCUCUCUCAUCUUUUUAAGUGGGAGAACUUGCACAAUUGGUGGCUGACUAAAUACUUUUUUUCCCCACUGUAGCUAAAAUCGCCCCUUUCCUAAAUUGGAUGGAGAUAGGGAUUUGGCUGUGGUUUUACUUAAUUCUCCAUACUGGCCAUAACGGCAAUUCUGAUCUAACCAUAAAUUCAUACAUUGUCAUAUUUAGCUUAUGUUGAUUCAACAAAAUUAUUUAGGGUAUCUUAGUUGUCACUGUAUUAGACUAAGCAUAGGUGAUUUGAUGAUGUUGAAAUAUUGAAGUUGAAAUGGUGCUGGAAUAGUGGAGGCAGCUCCUGUUUUCUUUGCAACUUGCGGUAACUCUCUGUGGUUCUAAAUCAAUAGUUGUUUAGUAGUCCGAGUUCUUGAUGAUUGAUAUUGAUGCCUCAUUUCAACUCUCAGAACCAGGCAGAAUGAGAACUAACAAGAACCAGGCACGAUGGUCUUUUGUAUUAGUUCCUGAUUGGUGUUGAUCGGCUGUUAUGUUGUUUAAAAUGAAUGUCAAAUGUGCAAAUUCUCAUGAAUGAUGAGUUAUUUCUCUAAUCGUGCAAAGUAAUUCAUUUACUGACAUUCUUAUUCAGUGACUUACAAAGUCACCUUGGUAACAGUGUGUUGGCAGCAGUACGUAUAAAGUACACACAACAUGUACACCCAUGAUAAUACCUAAUCAACAGAAUGAAAACAAAAUGUCAGCACUGAGCUGUAGGGCAAAGCCGAGAUGAAAGAGAAAGCAGUAUGUUACAAAAAGCUUCAGAAGAUCUUUCAGGCCUCUUCUGAGGAACUAGUCUACACAAGACUCUUUCAUCUGGAGACCCUUUCACUCCAUAUUUCAAGCUUAUAUUCAUGAUACGAUAUGACCAUUUAGCACACACUGUUAAAUUCCAGUCCUGGAGGGCUGAAACAUUUCUGGUUUUUGUUUCUACCUGGUAGUUAAUUGAGCUCACCUGGUGUUCUAGGUCUGAAUCAGUUCCUUAUUAGAAGGAAAGAAUGAAAACCAGAAGUGUUUUGGCCCUCCAGGACUGACAUUGAACAGGCCUGGUCUACACAUACUCUACAUACAUUGUGUUUAUGAGGUCCAUUUGUGAAUCAAAAACACACACCUCUGGUCUUUCAAGCAUACAGCACCAUGGCCCAACAACUGAGCCAUUGGACUUAUUGUGACUGCCUCUUCUGAGAAAUGGGUGUGCAUAUAAUCUUUCAUCUUUCAUGCUUCCCGACUUCUCACUGGGUGUUUUUGUGUCUCAGGGGCUUGGGUAAAAAUUAAAAAGACAAAUCUCAGUUUCCAGUAUUUAAAUUAAGUAUUUUUCAUCUUUCACCCCUUUCACAAAACAUUAGCAAUUCAACUUUUUAUUUAUUUUGCCAUUGGAAUCAUUGUGAUUCUGUUACUCCAUUACAAGUCCAUCCGAGACAUAACAUUCUCUCAUCUCUGAACACUUAUAAUUGGUCUGCAAUCGCUCUAGUAUGCUCUCACCUCUUUCAUUAUACACUAUCUCUCUCUCUCUCUGUCUGUUUUCAGAAUGAUCCCUCCGAGCAGUAAGAGUAUCCUGGUGAACAACCUGGCUGCCGGUACACAGUACGACCUGUGUGUGCUGGCCAUCUACGACGACCUGGUGACCUCCCUGACCGCCACGCGGGUGGUGGGGUGCAUUCGCUUCACCACCGAUCCCCAGUACCUCCACUGCCACUUCAUGCAGUCCCAGUUCCUGGGAGGGACCAUAGUGGUCAUCAUCGGAGGGAUCAUUGUGGCGUCCGUCUUAGCCUUCAUCAUCUUCCUCAUCGUGAGGUACCGAGUCUGUAACCAAGGCGAUGAGGAUAAGGUAGGAGUAUUGAGUAUUGCUCUUUUCUUUGUUGCUACUGUCUCUGGACUGUUGUUAUUGGACAUCUUAUGAUGAAUGUUGAGGUCAUUUCUCCCUGGGGGAUCAAUAAAAUCUCUCUCUUUCAUAAGGCUUUGGAAAUGGGUGAGAUCCGGUCUCUGAGCAGUGAUGGUCAGCUCCAGGGCUGCGGCGUCCCCAAGUCCAUUUCCAAGUCUCUGUCCAAGCAGAUUCUCAGUCCGGAGAAACCAGAGAAGGAGGAUAAGGAGUGUCUGAGGGUGGGCCUUCCUCCCCCUGAGCCAGUCAAGCAGCAGCGACCCCCAGCCCCGACCACCACCACAUCCAACAAGCCCUCCAUUCCCGACUGCACCGUCUCUACCUCCGCAGCCAGCCACCCCUGGCACCCUGCCUCCCCGGGCACCCUGAGGCCAAAACGGGCCAGUGGCGGUAUGAAACUGGGAGAAGCCUGCCGAACCGAAGGCCAGACAGAUGUGGAGUUAGAGAACACAAACCGGAAUAACUCAGCGGAAGCUAAAAUGGCUGUGGCUGUUUCUGCCCUUUCCACAAAAUGGACGAAGGUCGCUAGGGGGCCAAGCCCCCCUGGAGCCUCCUCCCUCCAUUACAUGACAGUGCCAGCAGGGGGCGUGAGGGUGAACCGGCGGCACUCUUUGAACGUGGACUCAUACAAAGAGUGCUGCUACGUCAGCCUGGUACAGCAGCAGCAGCCAAAGCCUGGUGGGGGUUUGCGCUCCAAACGCAGUCUGUCCAUGAGCGGAGAACUGCCCCAGUUGGAAAGUGCAAUGGCAAACAUACGCAGAGGCAGAGACAAGCUGUCCCGAUCCGAGAGGCUUCUCGAAAGCACUCUAUGAUCGGGAUUUUACAGGUUUAUAGGGUUUUUGUUUUAUUGGAUUGGAUUUGUGGGCGGUGGUGGAGCAGACAGUGACUAUAUGCCUUGUUCAGAGAGUUACUGUGGUCUUUUGUCUGCAAGACCCACAGAUUCCUCUCAUAUUUCUGAAGACAAGGCAGCCGAACAGGGUUUUAAAGGGCAAAUGUUUCACAUUUGUUUUUCUACCUUAAAGCAAAUAUCCUCUCAAAGUCAUCUUUAUAUUGACUGGAUAAAACUGACGAAAGGCACCAAAAAAUGUAUAAAGCAACUUCAUGUAAAAAUGGUUAAGUUGUGUAACAUAUAACGCUAUACACCCGUAAGUGUCCACAUGGUACUGAAUGCAGUUGGAAGUCUAGCAUUAUUUAGAGAGAGAGAGGGAGAGAAAGUUUGGAUGAUCAUACUAGUUAUAACAUUGCCUGUUACUUAAAGUGAUUACAAUCACUGGGUAGACAAUGAAUGGACAUAUUUCUUGUCAUCAGUUUUCCAGACGGCUGAUGACAUGUCUUAAUCAACUCGGUGGCAUUUGGAGGGAUGUGAAUGUGCAGAACACCCCAGACAGAAGUGUAGAACAGAGUGUACCCAGGCUGUGUCUGACAUAGCACCCUAUU